This is a messenger RNA of Enhydra lutris kenyoni (northern sea otter), 201 nucleotides long. The record is from the annotation of a RefSeq genome assembly. NCBI's taxonomy places the organism in Eukaryota, Metazoa, Chordata, Mammalia, Carnivora, Mustelidae.
AUGCCACAACUAGACACUUCAACCUGGCUUAUCACGAUUAUAUCGAUAAUUAUCACCCUAUUCAUUAUAUUCCAAUUAAAAGUAUCCAAGCAUUGUUUUCCAGAUAACCCUGAGCCAAAAUUAACGACCACAUCAAAACCCACCACACCUUGAGAAGAAAAAUGAACGAAAAUCUAUUUUCCUCUUUCAUUACCCCUGUAG